Brassica oleracea var. oleracea is the source of this 1350-nucleotide messenger RNA. Its product is annotated as GATA transcription factor 11-like. NCBI's taxonomy places the organism in Eukaryota, Viridiplantae, Streptophyta, Magnoliopsida, Brassicales, Brassicaceae. Gene Ontology annotation, molecular function: sequence-specific DNA binding; zinc ion binding. The transcript is spliced from 3 exons. Bases 219 to 1079 code for a protein of 286 amino acids. The record is from RefSeq and is a predicted model, not a curated record. Gene Ontology annotation, biological process: regulation of DNA-templated transcription.
CUUUAUCAUAUUUUUUUGAUCUUUUUUUUUUCUUAAAAAAAGAACUCCCAUAUCAACCUUCCUCUCCAUCUCUCACUCUGUUUCUCAUCUUUAAGCUUUUAUUUUAUUUUUAUCUCUCCCAAAAUUGUGAGCCUGCAAAUCCCUUCUAAUUUUGGUAAAACUCGAUACGCAAUCGUACGUCUCUCUGUGUAGUCCCAUACUAUACAAAAAAGGUAGUUAUGAACUGGUUACCAGAGGAGGAGUUCAAAGGUCUCUCGGACAAUUUCUUUGAUGAUUUCAUCAACCAUAUCGAUUUUCCGCUAGAAGACAUCGAUACCACCAAUGGUGAGGGAGGAGAUUGGGACGCCAAAUUUAAAGAACUCGAGCCUCCUCCCAUGGAUAUGUUCACCACUUUUCCCUCUGAGCUCAACUCUUGUGGCGUUGCCAGCAAGGCCGGGAUAAAGAAGAACGUAUCUGUUUUGUCUGAUGCUUCUGCAGCCUUGUCUGGCAUAAACGACACUCUUAACCAAUCUUCGUCACAUCCUGAUGUCAAAGUCUCUAAGCUGUUUCAGUCUUCAAGCCCAGUGUCAGUUCUUGAGAGCAGCGACGGUUCUUUCUCGCCACCAAACUCCACUUCUCUGAGAUUGACUUUCCCUGUGAAAGGCUUGAGAAGCAAGCGCAAACGCCCCACUACACUGAGACGUAGACACCUCUACCCGUUUGAGCCGGAGAAGUUAACCCCGGGGGAAUCCAAGUCCGAGACUUACUAUUCUUAUGAGAAACAUGCCAAGAAGAAACGAAAGAUUUUCACCACCAACCACACAGUGUCAUCCAGUUCAGAGGCAAUAGACUCUGAUGGGGUAGUCAGGAGAUGCACUCACUGUGAGACAACCAAGACUCCUCAGUGGAGGGAAGGACCCAAUGGGCCAAAGACCCUCUGCAACGCUUGUGGGGUCAGGUUCAGAUCUGGCCGUCUAGUUCCAGAGUACAGACCAGCUUCAAGCCCGACCUUCAUCCCAUCUGUGCAUUCAAACUCACACAGGAAGAUCAUAGAGAUGAGGAGUAGGGAAGGUGAUCAGUUUGGCAAGAGAGCAGUGUAGUUUUGAGUUUGGUCUCUGAAAGUUGAUGAUCCACAGAAAUGGGAACUCGCUGCAGGAAGAGAUGAUAUACAAAGUAGGGUGUUAGUGACUGUUUUAAAUAAAUUAAUGAAGAGAGUUUAGAGGUAUAUUAUUACAGUGUUGUUUUAUUAUGUAUCUUUUAUCUUAUACUGGUCUGUUCCAUUUGGCAAGCAGUACGUUUGCAGAUAAACAUUUGGCUUGACAACAUCAGAAACCUUAUAAUAAAAUAAAAGAGUAGAAACAGUUUUUUUUU